Molecule: messenger RNA, 1763 nt
Organism: Halteromyces radiatus
Lineage: Eukaryota; Fungi; Mucoromycota; Mucoromycetes; Mucorales; Cunninghamellaceae
Product: beta-trefoil DNA-binding domain-containing protein
Exons: 2
Biological process (GO): regulation of transcription by RNA polymerase II
Cellular component (GO): nucleus
Molecular function (GO): DNA-binding transcription activator activity, RNA polymerase II-specific; RNA polymerase II cis-regulatory region sequence-specific DNA binding
Source: RefSeq, a predicted model, not a curated record
CACUUUUUUUUUAUUUAUUUAUUAUUUUUCAUUAUAUUAUGGAUUCACCACCACAUUCUUCUUCAACUUCAGCUGUUAUAUCACAACAAGUUUAUGGUUCUAGUAAAAAGUUACAGUUCAUUGGUAUUAAUCCUAUGAAUUCUUUACUAAAGGCUAUUGAUCAACAAACUCAACAAGCUACGAAAUCAACUCAACAGACAAUGUCUAUAGAAUCACUUUUAGAUUCAAACGGUGAAACACCAAACAAACGUCGAUAUGUACAAGAUAGUCCUUCUUUGAAAACCUCACGUCGAAAACCAAACCCGGAAACUAUCACAACACCUUCCUCAGCAAAUUGUCUCAAAACUUCUCAAAUGACCACCAUCACUUGUUAUCACGCUGCUGUUGCCCAGAAAUCUUACGGUUCCGAAAAACGUUUUUUAUGUCCUCCUCCAGUGGUUCGAAUUCAAUCUCCCAACGCCAACAUCACCUCUCCUUCUUCUUCUCCUUUUCAAUUGACCAUGGCUGUCGUCAAUGAUAAUGAUGAUAAACCUUUGGAACAACAUGCUAUUUUGGAUGAUGACCAAUGUACUUUCAAAUAUCUUCAUGUCACUGGUACUGCAAAAGCAAAACAAUUUUCUCUUCGUGUCAAUAUUACAAGCAAUACAUCCGAUCUACCUAGUCCAGCUCCUUCUAGUAACUCAUCAUCAUCAUCAUCGCCUUCUCUAUUACCUUCAUCAUCCAUUCAAUCUUAUGCCACCUUUUUAUCCAAUCCAAUCUCCAUCAUUUCCAAACCAUCCAAGAAAACUGCAAAAGCUAGAAAUGUAUCGACCUGUAUAUUGACUCAUCAACCUGUCUCAUUAUUCAAUCGUAUCAAUUCUCAAACUGUACGCACCAAAUAUAUGACAUCCGAGAAUAAUCAACUUUGUGCCAAGAAUUCAACAUGGUCACCUUUUGAAAUCAUUGUACUCAGUCAACCAUCACAAUAUCAAUCAACACAACGACCUACUUCCACCAACAGCAGCAAUAACAACAACAAUAACAAUGCCAAGCCUUUAAUAUAUGGGUCGGAAUUGAUUCUCCGGGAUACUCGUACUGGUGUUCGUUCACAACCUCUAUUGAUUCGCAAAGUGGACAAGGGUCGAAUUGUACCUGGUGCUUAUGGUCCUGUUAGUCAAAUGCAAAAGGUCGCUUUUCAACUUGUGUCAUCAUCGAAACCACCACGAAAUCGUACUUUGUAUCUUAGCGCUAUUGGUGCCACUGAAGCUAGUGAAUCUGGCGUGACUCCUGCUCAUUCUCCUCAUGUCUCCUUAUUGGAUUAUUCACCCUCUCGUAUGAUUCCUGAAGGUUUGGAUGCUUAUGAAAAAGUGGAUGAUUAUAUAUGUUGGACCAUUGUGGGAAUCGCUACUUUUGAAUAUACGUCACCAUCAUCAUCAUCAUCAUCAUUAAAUUCAAGAUGCAUCACUCCAUUUCCAGUACUGACAUCCAUUCAAUACAAACCAUUGACACAUACUUUGGAUAUUGUCGGACAACAUCUGAUGCAAGCAGUACCAUCACCGAAACUAUUACAAUUUUGGUUGGGUUCUCAUCAUGGUCCUUUACGUACAACGGUACAACCUCAACCAUCUAUCCCUCAUCGAACUCAUCUCUUACUGGAUAUCCCAUCAACACAAGAUUUAGUAGUGGCUAAUCAUGAUCGUUUGAUUAAUGACAAUUCAAGUCGUACUUUGGAACUGCCUUUAUUUUUGGUUCGUGAAGAUGGUGUGGUAUAUCAUUCUGGCAAG